GAGAGACACCCGGAGAUGCUGCGUUAGUUGCCGCGGCGGCUCCCGUACAAUAUCGGGUCUCUCAUCCAAAGUUGUCCAGUUCCUCUUCUCCAACAUCCUGCCCGCCAUUCAAACCCCGCAAUUCAUCAUUUUAAAUUGAAAAGCCUGAAAGGGAGCUACAUCAUGGCGGAUUAUCUUUACGAGCUCCUAUCGCCCCAUUUAAAUUCCACGAAUGCCUCCCCCGCUCCCCUGAAUCCUGAGCAUGAUACAACCACUGCCCAGUACCUCAACCGGUUGCCCACACUCUCUCUCCAGUCGUUGCAAGAAGCCGAGCCACAGUCACUCGCGCAAUCAUCUCACUCGACCCUCCUAUCUCUUCAAGCGUUGUCAAACCGCUCCCACAAAACCUUCAUCUCUUCCGCUGACAGCCUAUCGGCCCUUCCCACCUCCAUUUCCCAAUUAUCUCGAGAUGCGCAGCAAUUACGUGAUGCAAUUCCAAGACUUGACGAAGAGGUGGUUCUCUUUUCAUCGAAAUACAGCCGAUCUGCCGAGAAUGCGGCCCUGGAGAAGAGAAAGAAAGUAAUGCAGCUGGCAAGAAAUGUCGACCGAUUGUCGGACAUUCUGGAAUUGCCCACAUUGCUUUCGACCGCCGUAUCUUCAGCUGCUGCAAGCUCGGGGGCCGCAGGCGGCUCAUCCUCUACAACAUAUUCAGCAGCAUUAGACGUGUAUGCACAUAUCAAACGAUUACAGACAUUACACCCCGAUUCUCCUCUGGUCAGGGAUGUCUCCUCCCAGGCCGAGGACGCUAUGAAGGACAUGACUACACAUCUGAUAACUGGUCUUCGGGCGCAAAACCUCCGACUUGCAGCUGCCAUGAGAACUGUGGGUUGGCUGCGGCGAGUGGCCCCCGAGCUGGAGAAUCUCCGUAGCGAUGGAGGAUCCGGAACGGGAGAAGGCGCCCUUGGUGCCCUAUUCUUGAUCUGUAGAUUGGCGAAUUUGGUGUCGACACUUGAGGCAUUGGAUCCUCUACGGGAACUCGCGGAUCAGGAGUCACAGCGCAGAACCCAGAGUACUGAAAAGAAGCCCGGAUCAUGGUCGGAUGGGCACCAGACAGAAAAAUUCUUGAAACGAUACAUUGAAAUCUUUCGCGAGCAGAGCUUUGCUAUUGUUUCCUUGUAUAAGAACAUUUUUACUCCUACCCAGUCCGAGUCUGAACUCGCUGUGGCAGGAUUGAGAGGAAUUGAUGCGCGAAUCAAGUCGACAGUAUCGCGACUAGCUCAGCAAGAUGAUCCACUACAGUGCCUGCCCCCAGCACUCGCAACCUUUCCCCUACAUCUGGUGCAGUUACUGACAGACACCUUGCGGGCGUAUCUUCCCAACGUCCGGGAUAAGAGUUCGCGUGAAAGUCUCCUAACCCAGGUCCUAUACUGUGCUGCCAGUCUAGGACGACUAGGUGGGGAUUUCGGUAUGAUCCUUACAGAGCUGAGUGAUAGUGGAGAUGAGGACGAAGACAUGGCCUACGAGUGGGAGGAGGUGACAAGAAAGCAUCGAGCCUUGGCAGGGCGCCUAGAGCAACUCACUGGAGGCAAUGUAGCGUCCGGAUCUACCAAGGGUACCCUGCGGGCGGCCUCACCCGUCCAAGGACUUGGAGCUGCAUAGCAGAGCGAUAGCCAAUUGUCAUCUGACUGCGGCUGAUGAGCAUCUUCUGUUGCUAAAAGGAGAAAUUCAGGACUCCGGUUCGGAGCGCUAAGCCGGAUGGGGCACUAGCGGCCGGGUGCCGUUUGACCUCCGCCGGUCAUUGUCUGGACCCUCUCUUGCCUGUCAUCUUCCCUUCCCUCUCUCUCCCUCUCCUUCUCUCUUUUCCUUUUUCUUAAUUUUUCCUUCCUGGAAUAAGGGAUGAUUGAUUGAUCUCUCUAU
Messenger RNA from Aspergillus alliaceus, 1896 nucleotides. RefSeq names its product Dor1-like family protein. The transcript has a single exon. The record is from RefSeq and is a predicted model, not a curated record. Gene Ontology annotation, biological process: cytoplasm to vacuole targeting by the Cvt pathway; intra-Golgi vesicle-mediated transport. Bases 163 to 1638 code for a protein of 491 amino acids. Lineage: Eukaryota; Fungi; Ascomycota; Eurotiomycetes; Eurotiales; Aspergillaceae. Gene Ontology annotation, cellular component: COG complex.